Molecule: messenger RNA, 5096 nt
Organism: Pygocentrus nattereri (red-bellied piranha)
Lineage: Eukaryota; Metazoa; Chordata; Actinopteri; Characiformes; Serrasalmidae
Gene: hs6st3b
Product: heparan sulfate 6-O-sulfotransferase 3b
Exons: 2
Coding region: 485-1780 (431 amino acids)
Cellular component (GO): membrane
Molecular function (GO): heparan sulfate 6-sulfotransferase activity
Source: RefSeq, a predicted model, not a curated record
UGCUAGCGCGGGACGUUGAGGAUAUGGGCGGGGAUGAUGAAUAAAUAAAUAAGAAACGGUAACGGCUGGAAUCAUGCGCGCGCUCAGAAUGGAGCACGCGGGGUGGGAGAUGAAAGGCGGCAAGGCGAUUUAAAAGAUGCGACCGUUAUUUUUCGUAUUUUUACGAAACGGUAAAAAGCAGCAGCGGUAGCGCCGUUUACAGGCGUUUUGCGAGAAAACUACGUUUUACCCGACGGGUUUGGACGGUUCAUCCAGGUUAGCACUCGCUUUAAAACUUUGCCGGGCUGCCGUUAAACCGAAGUUAAUGGAGACGGUCGGGCUGGUGUGCUAAGCCCACCGGCUGGCUUUUAAAGCAAAAAAAGCCGUCUCAACAAUGUGGUGCGGGUCUUGUCACCUGAACGACGCGCGGAUAUGUUUGAGGGGAGAGCCGGUGAGGGGAUAAUGAUUCACACUGAAGGCACGGACCGUCUCCUCCGGUUAUAGAAUGAACGAUAAACCCAACAAGCUGCUCCUCAUUCCGGUCCUGGUGCUUCUCUUCGUCAUGAUAGGCUAUCAGUAUAUCUGCCCGUCGGGCAGCCAGUCGUGCCACUUAGGGACCGGGGACAGGCUGAGGAGCGCCGCUCCGCUUCCCACGGGCUCCCCGGCGGCUCUGGACGACCUCCGCCGGGAGCCCGAGGUGGAGGAAGAGGAGGACGAGAGCCCGGCCAGGCUCGCCGCCUCCAGGUUCAACUUCACCGAGCGAGACCUGGCGCGCCACGUGGACUUCGACAUCCGAGGAGACGACGUGAUCGUGUUCCUGCACAUCCAGAAGACCGGCGGCACCACCUUCGGCCGCCACCUGGUCAGGAAUAUCCGCCUGGAGCGCCCGUGCGACUGCAAACCGGGGCAGAAGAAGUGCAGCUGCCACCGGCCGGGCAGAGACGAGUCGUGGCUCUUCUCCAGGUUCUCCACGGGCUGGAGCUGCGGGCUGCACGCCGACUGGACCGAGCUGACCAACUGCGUGCCCGUCCUCAUGGAGAAGAAGCAGCAGCAGCAGGCUUCCAAGCGCAAAAGGAACUUCUACUACAUCACCAUGCUGAGGGACCCUGUGUCACGCUACCUGAGCGAGUGGAAGCACGUUCAGCGUGGUGCCACCUGGAAGACGUCCCUGCACAUGUGUGAUGGCCGUUCGCCCACACAGGCUGAGCUGCCUGCCUGCUACAGCGGCGACGACUGGUCGGGUGUGACACUGCGUGAGUUCAUGGACUGCCCGUCCAACCUGGCCAGCAACCGGCAGGUGCGCAUGCUUGCUGACCUCAGCUUGGUGGGCUGCUACAACCUGUCGUCCAUGAACGAAAGUGACCGCAACCACAUUCUCUUGGCCAGCGCCAUGAGCAACCUGAAGAACAUGGCCUUCUACGGCCUGACCGAGUUCCAGCGCAAGACGCAGUACCUGUUCGAGCGCACCUUCCACCUGCGCUUCAUCUCGGCUUUCACGCAGCUCAACAGCACACGCGCCGCCAAUGUAGAGCUGCAUGAGGACGUGCGCCGCCGAAUAGAGCAUCUCAACUUCCUGGAUGUGCAGCUGUACGAGUUCGCCAAGGACCUGUUCCUGCAGCGUGUCCAGUUCGAGCGCCAGCGCGAGCGCCGGGAGGAGAGGCUGAAACGACGCGAGGAGCGCCAACGCCUUCGCGAGCAGAAGGUCCACCAGAGCGAACAGCAGGAGGAGGAGGAGGAGGAGGAGGACGAACUGCAGCCUGCUACCACUGAGGACUAUACCAGCCAGGUGGCCCGUUGGUGAUGCUUCUCACACAAACGCACACUACUGAGACCACUCAUAGAUGUGGAGAUCACAUUCUCACCUCUCUUUCAUCUCUCUCUUCUUUUCUUUUUGAGCUGCAGUAUGAGUCAGCACACUGGGAAGUGUUUCACAGGACUGUCAACUCUGAGAACCUGAAACACGGCCAAUAUUUGGAAUGCAGGUUUGGUAAUUAUAUGGGAAGAGAACUGGAUCCGCACCUAAAAGUCAUGGAGGAAAAGUCUAUGUAGCUUGCCACACUAGCUUGCUAAAACUUUAGCAAGAAAAGUAGCUUUGAGUACCAAGAAAAGGGCAAUAAUACCAAACUAUAUAUAGAGAAUAAAAAGUGCAACAUCGUCAGUUCUGUUAAAAGAACAGUUCACACAAAAAUGCUAACUUGGGUAGCAAUAUAAAAAGCGAUAGGAACCUGUUUUGUAAUUAGUCUAUGCUAGUUUUAGCAUAGGGGUCCAAGCACAGGUCAUAAGUAGAGUCCAGAUACUCUUAUACUCUUAUACCACCCCCCUCUUGAUCCAUAUCUCCCAGCUUUUUUAUCUUUAGAUAGAGAAAUAUUUUCAUUUGCCAUCACACAACACUGCAAUUAAGUUUGGUGUCAAAUCAGAAAAGCAGUGAUGGUUUUCAUCAUUGAUGUGGUGCCAAUAGCGACCCCUGAGUAAAUAUCAUGAACACUCUGUUACACUUUAUAAACGAGUCCAUGUAUGUUGUGCCACAGAUGUAUCCAAAGAUCGAUGUACACACACGCUCUGCUGAUAUACAUUUAACUGUUUUUGAGUUAUGAGUGAAUACUUUAUUUAUGAAAAAUCCACUCAGUGAUUUUCGUUGGGCUUCAUCUGAAUAUCAUUAGACUCAAGUUUGAUCAUUAUUGGACAGAAGUCGUAUGAGGAUAAGUAAAAAGCAACAUUUUUUGUUCAAAUUUUAUAUGCUGUGCUUCUGUAUUAUGUACUUUUAUACCACCAUGUUCAUUGCAAUGAGCAUGACCCAAAAAAAUCAUUGUCUUUGUCUUCUUAGACCAGCACAAAGAGACAAGAUUCCUGAAAGAUCUGACAAGCAGACACUGAGAAUCAGCUGCUUGUAAGCUAAUAGUGCCCCCUAUUGGGAAACAUGCCCCAAAACUGGUAAACUAACUAAGGUCAUGUAAUGUAUGUCUGUCUAGGCAUAUACAUUUUUGUAAAAAGUGUUCAUAAGAGAAUAGCAGAAAGAGAAACUACCUAUUCAUCAAGUUUUACGUCUAUACAACGUACGGAUUAGCCUCCACAGUUCCUUUUGUUGGAAGAAGAAAAAAUUAUGGACACAUGAUACGUUUGAGUUCCAUGUAUUAUUCGCUGAUAAAUGGGGAAAUUUAAUUGUAUUAUAAUCAAUUCAGUAUUGUAACCGAUGGUUGUGAUCUAAUGUCCUGUUUUUAGCAUCUGUAGGCUUAUAGAAUCAGUAGUGUUAGAUGUGGCCAUUUCCCUUAAGCAGAUAACCCAUUUCACUUAGUAGCAGAGAACAUCACUUCCUCAAAAACAGCAGACUGGGGUUCAAUUCCCCAUCUAGACAGGAAUGCCACCACUAUUAAAAAUAAGGGUGAUUUAGCAACAGUGCUAACAUUAAAUGUAUUUGCUAUUGAGAAUUGCUCUGGAUUUGAGUGUCUACCAAAUAUUGUAAAAUAUGUACAUAAAAUAAGGUAAAAUUUUUCCAUAAUUGUCAAGCCCGAUUUAGCUGUAUCAUGGCUAUGACAAGUAUUGAAACUCAAUACUUUUAUGAUACUGAUGGAGUGUGGCUUAAUUCCAUAUAAUUCCAUAAAAUAUUUCAUUACCUAAUGAAAUGUAGACUGCUAAUUGACUAUGUAAAUUACAUUCCAUAUGCGGUCCUUAAACAUACCCACUUCCAGCACCUCACACUCAUUUUUGGUUUAAGCCACACCCAUUUUUGGUUGACUUAAAAGAAAAUGUUGAAAAAUUUGAAUUACACACCCUGGUGAUUCCUACAUAACAUGAUUCAGAGAUCAGUCUUUAAAGUCUUAAUUUGUUUUAUGCUUACUGUUCCUCAUAAGUGGGGUUUAUAUGUCAAAAAAAAGUAUAAUUUUUGGUUACUGCUAUCAAUAUUGACUAAACGUAAUAGGGUGUUAAUUAGAGGCAUUACUUCUGCGCAAAAGUCCACAUUAUUGCACAUGGGUGCAUAAAUAAAUAAAAUUAAUAAAAAAUUAUACCAUGGCAGCAUUAAGUGCUUGGACCCCUAAUUAGUAGCGUUGGCACUUUUGUGUGAACUGUUACAUUAAACCCUAAUACAAAGCCAUCCAACCUCUUCUGGUGACUGUAUGUUGCUUGAUGUGCAGGUCUUAUUGGAAAUGUAUGGCUUCCACAUUUUGGGAAAUUCAUGUUAAAUUAGCCUGAAAGGGUCAUUGGAAUAGAUACAGUAAUACUGAUGUUUCUGAAAGGUGUGUUUUUUUUUGUUUUUUUUUUUUGUUUUUUUUUUGUGAUCCUAUGUUCCUCAGCCUCAGUCUAAAUGCAGGCUGAUACUCACAUGGGAAAUUACUGGUCAUGUAUGUACUGUAAAGUUGAAACUAUACUGUAUGAAGGCAAUCCGAAAAAAAAAAACACGCUCUUGCUAGCAUGCAAUCUUCCACAUUUUCAGUUCCGCUGUUGAACUUUCUUCAUAUACCUACUUUUAGUUUUUGACCAUUUUUGGAAGCGCAGGUUUCCUUUCUUUGGUGAUUUGGAUUUAAAAGUUUGUGGUACACUUUUUAUGUAGUAAACCUUUUCCACUUCUACCAAAAAUAGAAGUCAAUCAGAGGCCACCCUUCGUUUAUUAGAUUUCCAGGCCAUUAAAUGCAAGUUAUCAUUUUUUUCAGGAUCAGGAAAAAGUAGAAAAUAUGAAUUCAUCAGAAAAUUACAGAAAUCUCAACAACCAAAUUUCAUAUGUUUUCAGGAUUUAGUCUGUCCACUGUUUGGCUUUAUUACAGCUUCCAUUCUUUUCAGGAGACUCACUUUCAGCUUUUCAAAGAAAUCUGCGGGGAUAUUGUUAAACCAAUCUCCAAAGUUCAGUCUUAGAAGUUGCUUGUAUUUUCGGACUUUCAUGAUUCAAUAAUCCCAAUAACAAGUUUAGACAGUCCAUAAAAACUUAUUACACAUCUCAGAUGUCCAGUUUCAGUAUUUUAGUGAAAAUUUGACUUGUCUCCUUUUAUCUGUGAUGUUCUUCUUGAACAUCUUUCAGACCCACAGCGCUGAGUGGUCUUCUCACAGUGGAAGGAUGGACAGAAACACCUGUGGAUGUUUUCAGAUCUGAAGCAGCUUGAUUUUCUCCUCUCUCUGAGAUGAAAGCU